AUGUCUGGAUAUCAUGAGAAUCAUCUGGUGUCUGGUACAUCAGCAGUACACUCCCUCACAAACCCGCUCCCGCACCAGCACCAGCACCAGCACCAGCACCAGCAACACACCAAGCCGGCCGCCAGCGUGCCUCCCUACCUCUCCCCACCCAAUCCAGCCGCUGCUCACACACCACACGCCCUCUCUCACAAUGGACGCACACAAGGGCCGUCCUCUGCAUAUGCUGCCAGUGCUCACGACAGCCUGACAUCUGCUCUACAAGUCCCCAUCACUCCCCACGGCAUCGUGAAUACCUCAGCCCAGCAUCAACAUCACCAGCAAAUCCACCCAUCACCGCCACAGUCACAACACAUCAGAGCCCCGGCCGGCCAGUACUCUCCUCCUGGGGGCCAUGCCUCGUCCGCCAGUCCUCAGAGCCAGCAGGCUCCAACGCCCGCCGCCUCGACAUCCUCUGCGCCUUCGAAGAAGAACACCAGGAUACCGAGGGCUUGCGAUCUAUGCAGCACGCGCAAAGUUAAGUGCGAAGGUGGAACGCCUCCCUGCGCGCCUUGCAGAGACCUCGGUGUUCCAUGUACAUACGACCGCGUCAAGAAGCGGCGAGGCCCUCCUAAUCGAGCUGCCGAAGCUGCCAAGCAGGCUGAGAAACGCCAGAGACUCGAAAUUGACGGUCUAAGCGACUCAACUCCGCCCCAUCAACAUGCCGCCCAGGCCCUCGUCUCUUUGGGUGCUCCGGGCACGCCAACAGUCAUGGACGCAGAGCAAUGCAUCGCGCCUCUCGGCAUCCUCAAACUCUUUGUCGACGAUUUCUACACGUAUAUACACCCCCUUUGUCCGUUUCCCCACGAGCCGACCUUCCGUGCGGCAUUCGAGAAUCGCGAAGACCGGACAAAUCCCGACUUUUUAGCCUUGUUGGCAGGCAUGGUCGCGGCUCUGGUGGCGUCCUUCCCGCGAUCGGCACGCCUUCAUCUGAAGGCUUCACACAGCUACGAGAAAUUCCCCCGAUCUAUAAUGCUGGUCGACCGUUGUGUCAAGGUGGCUCUCGAUAUGCGCAAUGCCGAGACGAUGCUCAAGGAUACUGUUACUGUGAACGAUGCUUCCGUCAGCUACUUUAUUUGUCUCGCAAUGGGCUACACCAUGCGAUGGAACCAAUGCCGACGGUACAUGGGAGAGUCGCUGCGUUUUUUGCGCGAAAUGGGCUUCCAUAGGAGGAGGCCUCCUCCAACGUCUCUUUCCUUGAACGAGCGCCCCGAUGACCAACCUAACGAUUUUAUUACCGAGGAGAUUGGGAAGCGCAUAUACUGGACGCUUUUCUUUGGUGUCCGAUCCAUGACCCAAUUGGGUGCUUCAUCCCGCGACCUAAUCAUUCCACCCGCCACGCCGAAUACGUCGUAUCCUGACUGUCCUCGAGAGGUCGAUGAUCAGUACAUCUUACCCGACAGAAUUCUGCCCCAGCCUGAAGGGACUGUUUCCAUUUUGACUGGCUUUGUGAGAUGCAUCCAAAAUUACCAGACCAUGGAUGGCCUUGUGCGCAUAGAGCUCGCACAUGGCACAUCGGCAUAUACCUGGGAGCAACAGAAGCAUUACUUGCAUGAAUCCCUUGUCAAAGUUAAGGCCGUUGAGCAGAACCUUCCACCGGCCCUCAAACUUGACCUGAGCGCCCACACGCCCACGAAAACUUAUGCAAGACUUGUGCAGAAGAGUUCAAGCGAGGCCUCGGCUUACCAAUACGUUCCUCCUGCCUACCCGAACAAUCAGCCGACCAACGAUGUCAGGCACCUGUUCGCAGCUGAUGAGAAGAAAAAACGCUAUCUGCAGUAUGAGAUCCAAAAGGCAAACCUCUAUGCCUCAAUAGUAGCAACACGGUCCCACUAUGUCGAGCGAUAUAUGGCUCUCCGCGAAAUCUAUCUCGUCAACAAGCGUGCUGAACAAGCCCGUCUAAACGGUCCUGGAGGCAGUGUGAUCUACAGAACAGCCCCAGAUAUGUCAUCUUCAUCACUGGCAGCAGCCGCUGUGCAAGCUGUCACCGAGCAGAUCAAUGACAGCAUCGACGACAUGUUCUUCGCGGAACGGGACGAAGUUGUGCACAACUUUUUCACCGUGUUAAUGUCAAUUGAUCAACACAACAUGGAGCCCAACGGCGCCUCGCUAAUCAGCAAGAUCCGACAAGUUGCGGUUACGUUACUUGGUGAUCCGGCUGAUCGCAAGCGCUCGUAUGAGCUGCAAAAUGAAGAGUACCUCAGGGUAUUUCUGGAGAUCUUGACGCGCCUGGAAAAGACGGGCACUGGCACCGCUCCCAGCCCUGGCGGACAGACCGGUGGCACGAUGACCUGUGAGGAUGAGGAACAAGAGCUUCGCACGUGGGCUGAUUUGCGCGAGCAGCAGGAGCGAAUGGCUCGCAUAGCUUUCAUUUGA
This is a messenger RNA of Diaporthe amygdali, 2412 nucleotides long. RefSeq lists its product as uncharacterized. The transcript is spliced from 3 exons. Gene Ontology annotation, molecular function: DNA-binding transcription factor activity, RNA polymerase II-specific; DNA binding; zinc ion binding. NCBI's taxonomy places the organism in Eukaryota, Fungi, Ascomycota, Sordariomycetes, Diaporthales, Diaporthaceae. Bases 1 to 2412 code for a protein of 803 amino acids. The record is from RefSeq and is a predicted model, not a curated record. Gene Ontology annotation, biological process: DNA-templated transcription; regulation of DNA-templated transcription.